AUGUUCUCCUUCACCCUCGUCGCCGCAGCCCUUGUGGCCUACGCCCACGCCAACCCCAUCGAGGCUUCCGCCUCGGACGCCUCCGCCUCGGACCUGGCGGCCGCGGCUUCAUUCCCGAAGCUCGACUUCACCUCCUCCCUCGCGCCCCUCCCCACGAGCGCGGAAAACGGCACGCUCCCCUCCGACUCCUUCCAGGGCCCGUCCACCGACCUCGGGGAGGCGAUCUUCCCCGCGACGCUGCUCAUCUGCCCGUCGUUGAACUGCGCGAACUGCCUGUCGUACGACCUGCUGACGACCCCCAUGAACACAUGCUUUCGCACGACGCCGUUCGUGAGCAUGGCGAUCGUCCAGCCGAGCAACGAGGGCCUGCCAUUCGGGGUGUUCGUGGGCCCGCCGGGGUGCCACGACUUCUUGAAGAUCCCGGCCGUCAACAUUUGCGUCAACGUGAUCAGCGGGGGGCCGUUCAACGACUUCGCGCUCGUAUCGUGA
Molecule: messenger RNA, 489 nt
Organism: Epithele typhae
Lineage: Eukaryota; Fungi; Basidiomycota; Agaricomycetes; Polyporales; Epitheliaceae
Exons: 1
Coding region: 1-489 (162 amino acids)
Source: RefSeq, a predicted model, not a curated record